UGGGCAAAAAGAGGACCCGAAAUGAACAGAGAAAAAGAUUUUGAUGAAGACAUUUACAAAGUUCAAGCGGAUUCGGAUGAUGAAGAACCUGUACCAAUAAAAGAAUCUGUCGUUAUGGGAGAAGAUGGACGUGAAAUGGUUAUUAAACAUGUUAUGGUUCCUUCACAAGCUGAAAUUGAGGAAAUGAUUGUUGAAAGGAAGAAGCAAUAUUUGCUUGAGAAAUUUGCUGGAUAA
This is a messenger RNA of Meloidogyne enterolobii, 234 nucleotides long. Lineage: Eukaryota; Metazoa; Nematoda; Chromadorea; Rhabditida; Meloidogynidae. The record is from the annotation of a GenBank genome assembly.